This is a messenger RNA of Rhizophagus irregularis DAOM 181602=DAOM 197198, 2181 nucleotides long. NCBI's taxonomy places the organism in Eukaryota, Fungi, Glomeromycota, Glomeromycetes, Glomerales, Glomeraceae. The record is from RefSeq and is a predicted model, not a curated record.
AUGUCUCACCCUUUAAAAGCUGCAUUCCAUGAAUUGAGCAAUGUACUUAAUUCUAAGUUAUUCCUGGAGAACGAAAGAAAAAGACGUGGUAGACCUCGAAGAAAAGAGAAUAGCCCGGCUGUUAAAGAGUUGCAGACAGUACUUCAGAAAACUCAUAAAAUAUUAGAAGAGGCGGAGGCAAGAUUUUAUCAUUUGCGCUCAAGACCAAAUUAUCUUUAUAAUAUGAAGCCGGAAGAUUUUCGACAAGCAAUUAAUUCAUUCGAAGGAGUGUUUAAUAAAUAUAAAGAUAUUGCAGAUAUUACGAAAAAAGCAACAAAUUGUUUAAACUAUACGAAUUUUAUUCAGCAUGGAGAUGGAGACCGUGAAAUACUGGGAAAACUUUGCCUAAAACCUCUCAUAGAAACAUUAACAAAUUCUUUGCUACCAAUUGAUCUACGAAAAACGUUCAGAUCUAGUCUCCUCCAUGGUAACUGCAUCGGGCCGAAGACACUCGUGGCAUCACAAAUAAAAUAUAAUCAAAAUGAAUUAUAUUAUCCGGAGGGACAAGAUCAGUUUUUCGUUGAUUUCAAUAAAUGGACAAUAUCUACAACGAUAAAAUCAACAGAGCUCGGUAGCCAAUACUCGGUUGGUAUACGCAAUAGAAGGAUAUUUUCGGUUUCUGAUAAUGAGGUUAUCAUUUUUAUAAGAUUUGAUAAUGAUGUAAAAGACGACUUAAAAAUUAUGUUUGCCGAUCGUCACGUAGAAAAAAAGAUCCAGAUACCAAGGGUGCCAACAUCUCCAGUUUUACAACCAAAAUUCAAUCUUGCAAAAUAUGGUCAUUCAAAAUCGUCAAAAGCCUCUAAAACACCCAAAAAUGGAACAAUCGAUAAACAAAUUAUUAAAUUAUUAAAAGAUGCAAAUUUAGACCAUGAAUCUUCGCCUUUCGAGCCUAAUACAGAAUUAACUAAAAGCUGUAUCGCUAUGUAUAAUACCGAACUUUCUUUUAGUGCCAGUAAUCCUUUGGAAAAGCAAACCUUUAAAAACAAAAGAAUUACUUCUACUACCUCUAACCAUUCUCAUGCUAAAUUGCAAAUCCUUGAUACUGAGCGUCGCAACGGUUUUCAAUCAUCAAAACGACGAUCUAAGCCAUUGAAUUUAAAAAAACAAACAGAUAGCAAAGGAGAUAGUAUGAAAGAAGAAAAAGCAGAAACCAAUCAAAUUUCUCGUGUAGAUCCUACAAAGCAGGACACUUUACAAAUUCAAGACGUCAACAACGAAACAGCAGAUAAUGUAGCUGAUGACCAACAAGAAUUUCACUUUUAUGAAAUUUCCAACUUAGUGUCUACAGAAAAUACUAGAAACCUUAAUCAUGGAAAAAGGAAAAGAAAGACGCAAGAUUCAAUUGAAGACAACCCGGAAAAGCCGAGAUUCAAUAAUAAAUUUAAAAAGAAUAAAGAACAAAUAAAGAUCGAUAAUAGAAAUAGCCCAAUUAAGAGCGAAGAAGAAUUUUGGAAUCCAUCGAAAUAUGAUACAACUGAUUCAACCGAAGAUGAGGAGGCUAUUGAACGGAUGAGAGCACAAUUUCCUAUGGAAUUUUUUCGUGAAUUAAUGGGAAAAAACACGCCGAUCUCAAAAUCCAAUAAUGAAAAAAAAAGAGUAACAAUAAGUACAAUAGUUUCGUUUAUAGAAAAAUUGAAAGGAUCUUUAGAUAGUGAUGACGAAGAUAUUAAUAAUGGUGAAAAUGGAGGUCAAUAUAUUUUGCAUACACGAGACAGUUCACCUACAAUUAGUAACAAUAAUGAAACAAAUUGUUCAAAAAAUGCAACCUAUGAUAAUAAGAUUAGUGACGUCACUUCAAUUAAUAACAGAUACGCAGAUGAGAAAUUCGAUGAGGAAAUUAGAAGAUUAUUGCAAUGUGUUGGCGAGACAAUUUUUAGACAAUUUCGUAGUCAAGAUGCUGCUUUAUUUCAGGCGACACACAAAGCAAUUAUUAAAAAUGAAACUAAUUUGACUCAAGGAUUAGAAACACAGUUUAUACGCAAAAAUCAAUUACUUAAUGAAUUUAAAAGAAAAUACACUUCUAUCGCAAUAGAAGAUCGGCAAAUGAUUAAAAAACUAAAGGGAGGAAGGAAGGAACUGACUUCUUUGGAACAAUCACUAUUAGAGAUGGAAAAAAUUGAAUCCGGAAUUAGCAAAAUUUAA